Messenger RNA from Amphibalanus amphitrite, 3573 nucleotides. RefSeq lists its product as uncharacterized. NCBI's taxonomy places the organism in Eukaryota, Metazoa, Arthropoda, Thecostraca, Balanomorpha, Balanidae. The record is from RefSeq and is a predicted model, not a curated record. The transcript is spliced from 3 exons. Bases 1324 to 3573 code for a protein of 749 amino acids.
AGCCGAGUAUCUUUUUAUGUUGGCUGCAAAAUGGAUCUUAAUCUGUCGAGUUUUUCUUCUGUUGGCAGGUAUCUUAUGUUAACGGCACAUGUCUUAUAUAUGUUUCUAGCGUUUGUCUCGUGAGGUCAGAUUUAAUUUGCUGAUUCAAUUGUUGUUUCGUUGGCCAGAGAUUAUGUUAUUUUUCUAGGUUUUGGUAUCGCUUUUUUGUCAUUUUUAUGUUUUAUGCUUUUGCGUCCGUUUACAAAAUCACCAAAGGACAGUGAGCGGGUGAGCGGCGCGAAGCGGGACGAAUUGAACGAACUUGAACGAACGAACCUGAACGAACGAACCUGAACGAACGAACUUGAACGAACGAACCUGAACGAACGAACCUGAACGAACGAACUUGAACGAACGAACCUGUACGAACGAACUUUACGAACGCGCUUAUACGAACGCCAACGAAUGUUAAAUCGGCGGUGUCAAGUUCUUGCCGGUGGCUGCAGAACCUGAAACAAUCCAAAACCGUUUUUAAAUACAAUGAGUAUUGGAUCCUGAGGCUCCACCGGUAAAAGUUUUGGAUUGUGGCUUGGUAUCGUCUUACUCCGGAAAUUAAGAAAUCAAGUUGAAUCCGAUGUUCGUCAGUACGAAAACUGCAAGAAGAAUCAACAAGGUGGAUUAAUUCGAUUCUGAUAUGUGUGAGAGGCACAGUAAGUUCUGCAAGACCUUCAAAUCUAUCAUCCCAAAAUCUAAGGUACAGUGGCUUCAUAUUAUAUUCUUCGGCGUUCUUCAGCAACCUCACGGCCGUCUUCUGGAACCUGCUGGGUAGGGGUUCGGGCUUCUGUUGUUGGGUUAGCUUAGGCCUCUGUCUGUUGUUGGGCUGGUUUGAUUUUCUGUUGUUAACGAAUACGAUUACGAAUUGCGCAUUGCGACAUAGGGCGAGUAGUGCUACUAAGUACUAACUGUUCGGUAGUAAACGAACUUAUAUGUAUGUACACGUACUAUCGAACAAGAUCACGAAUUGCUUGAUGUUGAGGUCUUGUAAUUUCGUUUAACUGAACUUUUAGUAGAUAAUUUGCGUGACAUGUAAUCACGUUCUCACUGUCCUUUUAUCCCUUUAGCCCAACGUUUUGUUAUUGUUUUUUUUUUUUGUUUUUACGUUUUGUUUUUUCAUAAUUCCAUUAUUCUUAAUUCCUUUAUUCUCUUUGUCUUGUUAUUUUUAACAUAUUAUUAGCACUUAUCGGCUAGCCAUCUAUUGUUUACUAUUUCACCAUAUUUGGCUUAGCAUCCAUUUUGCAAGUCAGCAUACACUGCUACCCGGUGCUAUACACCCAACUUUUAAACAUGUCGGGAAAUUUCAACAAUAUAACUCGGGGGCAGUUGCGAAUACUGCUUGAUAAGAUGGGACAGGAUACACAAGGGACAAAAUCUGUUUUGAUUGAGAGACUUCAAACUUGCCUAAAGGAAGAUAAUUCUGCAUGCCGCUCAAAUAGCCCAGUCGUGCCUUUACAACCGGACGCUGAUGACGUGCCAAGGCUUAGCACAAGAUCACCAUUAAAACCUCCCGAUAUUUCUGGCCUCGAGGCAGCACGUAUUCAUUGGGAAGUAAGUUCACAAGCUUCGGCCUCGUCUUCGAUAGUCUCCGAAAGAGUACGCCGUGCAGGACUACAGGCUAGGGCAUCAUAUUUAGAGCAGAAACAUUUGCUAGAUCGCCAAGCGCAGGAACUUAAGGCUAGGCAGGAGAUGUUGGAGUUGAAAAUGCAAAUUGGGGAAGUCAGUGCGAGGGAAGCAGCGUUAGAAAGGGAGGAGGAAGGAAUUGCAAUGGGUUUUCAGGAAACUGAACGUGAUGACGCCGCGUUUCGGGAUAACGCGCCAAACAUGCAAUAUGUUUCUCAUUCUCCCUCAGCUCAUUCGCCCUCAGCAACUAGGGACCACUUAGAUGACGUUCAUGCCUCACAGUCAACCCAAUCGAACGUGCGUAGCGACAUAAAUCCUUCUUAUGACCUGGCUAGACGACUCCAUCUUCCUCCUUUGGAGAUUUCAACGUUUGAUGGAGAUUUAAGUAAAUAUAAAUGUUUCAUGCGGGCUUUUAAGUCAAAUAUUGCUACAAAGGUAGAUGAUGAAGAUGAAAAAUUGCAUUAUUUAUACCAAUACACUUCCGGACGACCAAGGGAGAUUGUCUCCACAUGCUUACACCUGCCACCAACGAGAGGGUUCGUGGAAGCGGUAAGUUUGCUGGAUAAACGUUACGGGUGUCCGUUUCAGGUGGCGUCGGGUCUGGUCGAUACCCUGAUACAAUGCCCCGCGGUGAGGCUCGAUGACGUCCAGGGAUUAGAAACGUUUGCUAUUCAGUUGAGGGGAACCAUGAAUGCCUUGUUAAGCCUCCCAUGCGGAACGGAUUCAGUCGACAUCAAAACCGUCCGUUUGCUCUUAGACAAACUGCCUUCGUUUUUUAAGGAUAAAUGGCGGAUCAAAGUCGAUGAUAUUGAACAAACAGAGCAGCGAAAAUCAGACUUUAGAGACUUUGUUUACUUCAUUGAAAGGGAGGCGCGCAUUGCAUCCAACCCGUCAUAUGGGAGACAUUUAACAAAUGUAACGAAAAAUUACCAAGAUAGAAAACAUGAAAGCAAAUAUCACGCGAGAGGGACACUUUUAGCCGGUAACGUCAGCUCUCAUCACUCCUCGUGUCUUUAUUGUCAGCAGGAUCAUGAAGUCGCCGAGUGUCCAGAGUUGAGAAUGCAGAGCAGAGAUGUCAAAAUGACGUUUAUACGGUCAAAUAAGCUUUGCUUUGGUUGUUUGUUACCGAAUCAUUUAAGCAAAUAUUGUGAAAAUAAAAAGAUUUGUACAGAAUGUGGGAGUCGGCACCCAACUAUCCUUCAUUUUGACCGAAAACAAACUCCACUCUCAACAGUCACUUUGGGCCAUCUUGCAUCAAGUGGAGGAGCAAAAUUGCAAGUCGUACCAGUGUGUGUUACGUUAUUCGGGGUGACGAAGUUCACGUCUGCCUUUUUGGACUCCGGCAGCACACAUUCGUUCAUUUCAAGAAAUUUACUCGCUAGUUUAGGGGUUGAACCAGCCGAAAGUACUUCAAUUACUCUUUCUACUAUCAACACAGAUCACAAAUUUGAAACAUGCGUUGUUUCGAAGGUUACCAUGGAGGAUUUACAACACAACAAUAAAUUAGAACUUCCUCCGUUAUUUGUUCUAAAUAAGAUCCCAGUGUCCAUCGAGGAUGCCCCGAACGUUAGAGAUUUAAACAAAUGGCCGUACUUGAGACAAAACGGGGUAUACUUAGAAGAAAACUUUAAGCACGACGUAGGCCUUCUACUUGGGAAUAAUGUGGCGGCGGUGAUGGAGCCGUUUGAGGUGGUUCCCAGUCAGAACGGCGGGCCAUUCGCCGUGAGAACCAGGUUCGGAUGGGUCCUAGGUGGAGUUGAUAAGGAUUCUCCGGUUCGUCUGAAAGUUAACCAAUUGCAAGUGGCUCUUGACGACGUUUAUGGUAAUAGGGCUGAAUAUCGGUUGGGUCUGUCCGCAGAAGACAUUAGGUGGCACGAAAUGGUAAAGGGAUCGUGCCAGCUGAUAGAUGGUCGGUGA